Molecule: messenger RNA, 1524 nt
Organism: Entamoeba invadens IP1
Lineage: Eukaryota; Evosea; Mastigamoebida; Endamoebidae
Exons: 1
Coding region: 1-1524 (507 amino acids)
Source: RefSeq, a predicted model, not a curated record
AUGGAAUGUGUGCGAAGGAAUUCAAAUUACAUAUAUCACACAUAUCCUCAAGUUUUCUUCAAUUCACUCGAUCACUGCUUUUAUCAAUUUGUUGAAGUCGAGAAGUCCACUUUUAAUACAUCCCGCUUCGAAGCGUUGGAACAAUGCAACUCAUCGCACGUCCACUGCUAUUUGAAUGAAGUUAGUGACAAACUUGUGUCUCUUCGGUUUUCUCUCUUUCAAUCUUCGAUAUCGGUGAAUCACUUUGUUGAAGAGAAGAAUGCAGUGACUCCCAAUCAGCUUUGUAAGAUAUUUCUACACUUGGUAGAGACUGUUGCAUUGCUCCACAGUUCCGACUCGUUUCAUGGGGACUUGAGUGUGAAUUCCGUCUUCUUAGACCCAACACUCUGUGAUAUUGCAUUAGGUUCUUUCCCUUCUUUUUGUGGGAAGUUUGACAUUCAAUCGUCGCAGAGAAGUGACUUAGAGAAUUUGCCUAUUAUAGCUCUCCGUCUAGUUAAUGGAAUUAAAAGCGAUAGCGACGCCAUGGAUCUUAUUAACAAAUUGAAACAAAACAACAAAGAGAGUAUACAGUGGUUAACACAGAAGACAAACUCUUUGUUUGUGAGUUUCUUAAUGGCAUAUCUUGCACAACCUCUUCUAACUCCAGAAUCGGUAUCGAAGUGGGUCGGGUUAUUCGACAUCUUCGUCUCAAAGUGGAAAACCGUUGAAAUACUUCUCGCGAAGUACAUUGAAUUUUUCUAUUUGACAAACACUUCGACACUCCACUCUGUCGACUUUGUUCACUACAUACGCCCGUUUCUCGUCGAAGGUCUCUCGUUCAAAACAGACUCUCCGGUUCCUCAUAAAGCACUUUCGGAAGACUUUUUUGUUGAUCGAAACUGUGAAAUCUACGAUGUCCACAAGAGUGUGUUAACAGACAAUUCCUUCAUCAUUACAAACAGUGCGUUCCCAUUGAAAACGAUGUUUUACAAACUUGAGAGUCAAGAGGAGAACGACGUGUUUAGCCAGUUUCUUCAAUCACAUUUGGGGCAUGGAGUUAAGAAUGGCGAAGUUGUAUUACCAAAGAGUUUGACUAAAGACACGGACGAGUAUAUCAUCACUAAACCGACUUUAGAAAUCAUGUUACACGGAGAGAGUACGUUCAAGCUGUUAAGUAUUGCCAAUAGACUGCGGUCGAAAGGGUUUAUUGUCAAAUGCCAGCGAAGGAAAAGCGAGAAAGAGAGCCAAAAUUCAUGGCUCAAUGUGUAUAUAGAAAACGACUCGAAUGGGUUGUGCAAAAUGGUGGUGGACAACAUCAAUGGGAAAAAGGGGUAUUUCUUGGAUGAGUUUAUUAAAGUGAUAACUGCCAAUGAAGAGAAGCAGUUACACUCGAUGUCGACACGAAUGUGGGCAUCUGUUGUAGCAAGACCUUCCUUAAAAAUCAAACAUGUGUAUCAACACAGUCAAGUCACAUUACCAAAGUUCCACACCGACAUGAGAUGUGACUUUGUGCAACGUGUGAAGUCCUGCCAAAUUUUUAAUUAA